AGAAAAAUACUGAAGACUUGCUGGAGACUGAAGGAGCUGGAGAAGUCUUUUAGAGAUGGCUUAUUACGAACACAUCGUCUUUGAAGAUGAUUUAUCAGCUGAUAACAGCUCUGAAUUCGGCUCGGGGGACAUCGGAGCCAACUUUGAGGUCCCGUGUGAUGUGGAGGUCAGUCACGACUUCCAGAGGAUCUUUCUCCCAACGGUGUACGGGAUCAUAUUUGUUUUGGGUCUUAUCGGGAACGGACUGGUUGUUCUGGUAAUGGGUUGCCAGAAGAAAUCCAGAACCAUGACAGACAAGUACCGUCUGCACCUCUCAGUGGCGGACCUUCUGUUUGUGCUCACUCUGCCAUUCUGGGCUGUGGACGCGGCCAAAGACUGGUACUUUGGAGGGUUCAUGUGCGUGGCCGUGCAUAUGAUUUACACGGUAAACUUGUACAGCAGCGUCCUCAUCCUCGCCUUCAUCAGUUUGGACCGGUACCUCGCUGUAGUGCGCGCCACAAACAGCCAGGGUCCGAGGAAACUUCUGGCCAACCGCAUCAUUUACGUGGGCGUGUGGCUCCCCGCCGCGCUCCUCACUGUGCCCGACCUGGUGUUCGCCAAAGCGGAGAGCAGCGCCAUCCGUACCUUCUGCGAGCGCAUAUACCCGCAGGACUCGUUUGUCACAUGGGUGGUCGCCUUCCGCUUCCAGCACAUCCUCGUGGGCUUCGUGCUUCCCGGGCUCGUGAUCCUCAUCUGCUACUGCAUCAUCAUCUCCAAGCUGUCGCGCGGCUCCAAAGGCACGCAGAAGCGCAAGGCGCUGAAGACCACCGUGGUUCUGAUCGUCUGCUUUUUCGUCUGCUGGUUGCCGUAUUGCGGAGGGAUCCUGCUGGACACGCUGAUGAUGCUGGAGGUGAUUCCCCACAGCUGCGAGCUGGAGCAGGGGCUGCAGAAAUGGAUCUUCGUGACGGAGGCGCUCGCGUACUUUCACUGCUGUCUCAACCCGAUCCUGUACGCCUUUCUGGGGGUGAAGUUCAAGAAGUCCGCUCGCAGCGCUCUGUCUCCCAGCCGGGGGUCCAGUCUUAAAAUUCUGUCCAAGAAGAGGACAGGAAUGUCAUCCGUGUCCACAGAAUCUGAAUCUUCCAGCUUUCACUCUAGUUAACGCAAGAGCGCGCACCUUGGACUAUGAACAUGCUUUCAGAUUUAAUGUCAUGAAAUUACCAGAUAUAAAAAUGAGCAAACAGGCUGAGCCUAAUUGAAAAGUUGUAAAUAUGUUCAUAAGAAUGUUGACAAAUACUGCAAUGCUUCCAGUAUUACUCUUCACAUUGAGACUUUGUGAGGAAAAAUGUGUUUAUAUAUUGUGCACAAUGUUUACUGUACAUAUCAUGUGUGUAUAUAGAUUUUUUUACUUAGUUCUUUUCUGCACUUAUGUAGACCAUUGCAUUUAUUUAUUAUGUGAUAAACCAAAGAUGGAUUGAAUUAUCCAUUCCAAGAGCUGCUUUGUCAAUUUGAAGUCUUUACAAUAAAUUGUUUUGAAUACUCAAA
Danio rerio (zebrafish) is the source of this 1521-nucleotide messenger RNA. It is a transcript of the gene cxcr4a, whose product is annotated as chemokine (C-X-C motif) receptor 4a. Gene Ontology annotation, cellular component: plasma membrane; membrane. The record is from RefSeq and is marked provisional. Lineage: Eukaryota; Metazoa; Chordata; Actinopteri; Cypriniformes; Danionidae. Gene Ontology annotation, biological process: signal transduction; chemokine-mediated signaling pathway; chemotaxis. Gene Ontology annotation, molecular function: G protein-coupled receptor activity; chemokine receptor activity.